CUCCUAUCGCGGAGUUCCUCAACAGCCUUGUUCCUGUACUACCACGCGUGUUUGAGAAGUUCUAUACCCCUCACAGUCCUUCAAGAUGACCACAAUGGGCCCAAUCGCCGAGCCCGUAGCUGGCACCACACCUCCGUCUCCUGCGGCUCUCACCGCCGACCAGCAGGCCAAGUACGACCAAUUGCUUACUGAGGUACGAGCCUGGGAGUCGCUGCCAGUCUCCUCUGCCAAAGAUGCCGAAUCCACACCCCUCGACGACAACGACCGCAUGUGGCUGACCCGCGAAUGCCUCCUUCGCUACCUCCGCGCCACGAAAUGGACCCUCGCACAAUCCUCCAUACGUCUCCGCUCCACAGCAGUUUGGCGCCGCGAGUUCGGCACCGAGAAGCUCACAGCUUCAUACAUCUCCCCCGAGAACGAGAAGGGCAAGCAGGUCCAGCUCGGUUACGACAACUCAGGGCGACCCUGCCUGUACCUCCUGCCGCAGAACCAGAACACUAAGCCUGGGCCCCGACAAGUCGAGCACCUGGUGUACAUGCUCGAGCGCACGAUCGACCUGCACCCGCCCGGCCAGGAGAGCCUUGCGCUGCUGAUCGACUUCAGCAACACAUCCUCCGGCGGCACACCAGGUCUCGGCAUAGCGAAGCAGGUGCUCGACAUCCUGCAGAACCACUACCCCGAGCGCCUCGGCCGGGCGCUGCUCACGCACCUGCCGUGGUACGUCACGCUGUUCCUUAAGGCGAUCAACCCCUUCAUCGACCCCGUCACGAAGGAGAAGAUCAAGUACAACGAGCCGCUCACCGACCACGUCCCUGCGUCGCAGCUGAUGAAGGCGUCGGGCGGUGAGAUCGACUUCAAGUACGACCACAGCCUGUACUGGCCAGCGCUGGAGAAACUCGCUGGCGAGAGGAGAGCACAGAGGGUCGCGAAGUGGGAGAAGGCCGGUAAGCUGAUCGGCGAGAGCGAGAUCUACCUCUGGGGCGGGGCUGAGGGCAGUGUCGGCAGCGGACAAGCUGCAGAGGCCAUUGGUACGGCGGUCACUGCUGACGCCGCACUUGAUGCUGCUCCUGCGCCUGUUGCUGCCGGGCCUGCCCCUGUUGCUCCUGCUGGUGCACCCUCCGCUACUGAGCCCGCACCCCUCAGCAACGCUGCCGUCGUCGCGCCGCCGGUCCACGCACCCGGUGCCAACGGUGAUGCGGCGCUUGCUGAGGGCGUAGCGAAGCUGGAUGUCAACGGCGAGGCUAGGCCUGUGGCCUGAGCGUAAUAGUUAUUGAGCGUUGCAUUUGAGCGAUAUGCUGCAUUAGACAUAGAAUAUCAAAGAUGUACUUGGUUGGCAAUAUGUUUUGACGUUCAGACACAGUCUUUUCGGU
Boeremia exigua is the source of this 1370-nucleotide messenger RNA. RefSeq names its product CRAL-TRIO domain-containing protein. Gene Ontology annotation, molecular function: phosphatidylinositol transfer activity. The transcript has a single exon. Bases 86 to 1258 code for a protein of 390 amino acids. The record is from RefSeq and is a predicted model, not a curated record. Lineage: Eukaryota; Fungi; Ascomycota; Dothideomycetes; Pleosporales; Didymellaceae.